Camelina sativa (false flax) is the source of this 3363-nucleotide messenger RNA. RefSeq names its product disease resistance protein RML1B. Gene Ontology annotation, molecular function: ATP hydrolysis activity; ADP binding. The record is from RefSeq and is a predicted model, not a curated record. Gene Ontology annotation, biological process: defense response; signal transduction. NCBI's taxonomy places the organism in Eukaryota, Viridiplantae, Streptophyta, Magnoliopsida, Brassicales, Brassicaceae.
UUUUUCCGAAGUUUCGUCUGUCUUAUAAGUAAUAACACGCCUACGGGAAGGAUCUUUCUUAUAGUUUUGUUUUGUUUCUUAUAUUUAGCUUUCAAAAGAUACACUAACUUGGAAAUAUCUGCUUUUAAUCGGUUUGAACUCCUUUAAACAUUCCUAUCUCCCUCAGCUCGUCUCUCAUGGCGUCUCCAUCUUGCUUUACGUCUCGCAACUACAAAUUUAACGUCUUCUCGAGCUUCCACGGGCCUGAUGUCCGUAAAACACUUCUCAGUCACCUGCGUGAACAGUUUAAACGCAACGGGAUCACUAUGUUCAAUGAUCAAGAGAUUAAGAGAAGCGCAAUGAUCUCCCCUUCACUCAAAGAAGCUAUAAAAGAAUCGAGGAUCUCGAUUGUGAUUCUCUCCAAGAAAUAUGCUUCGUCAAGCUGGUGUUUGGAUGAGUUGGUGGAGAUACUGGAAUGCAAAAAAGCUAGGGGACAGAUGGUGAUGACCAUCUUCUACCAAGUGGAGCCGUCUGAUGUACGAUAUCAAACAGGCGAUUUUGGGAUUGCUUUCAAUAAAACUUGUGCACGUAAGACAAAUUACAAGGAAAAGAAGAAAUGGAGCAGAGCUUUGAAAUAUGUGGGAAACAUUGCUGGAGAAGACUUCAAAAAUUGGAUUAAUGAAGCAAAAAUGAUCGAGAAGAUUGCCAAAGAUGUUUUAGAUAAACUAAAUGCUACACCAUCUAGAGAUUUUGAUGGCAUGGUGGGACUUGAAACUCACUUGAGAGAAAUAGAGUCUUUGCUAGAUUUAGAUAAUGAUAGAGUUAAAGUAGUUGGAAUCUUUGGUCCUGCAGGCAUUGGUAAGAGUACUAUUGCUAGAGCUUUACAUAGUCGACUCUCUAAUAGGUUUCAGCUUACUUUUUUUGUGGACAACCUUAGGGAAACCUACCCCACUGGUCUUGAUGAGUACGGUUUAAAGUUGCGUUUACAAAAACAAUUUCUUUCAGAUAUUUUAAACCUAGAUGAUAUAAAAAUUUCCAAUUUAUGUUCAAUAAAGAAUAGGUUAAGGGACCAGAGAGUGCUUAUUAUUCUCGAUGAUGUGAACAAUAUAAAGCAAUUAGAGGCUUUGGCUGGAAAUAUUGAUUGGUUUGGUCCUAGAAGUAGGAUUAUAGUGACCACAGAAAAUCGAGAGCUUUUACAACAACAUGGUAUCCAUGAACCAUACCCUGUAGUUUUUCCAUCUGAUAAAGAUGCUGUGGAAAUCUUAUAUAGAUAUGCUUUUAGACAAAGCUAUCCACAUGAUGGUGUUAAAGUGUUUGCUGAAAAGAUAACAAAGUUGUGUGGCAAUCUUCCGUUGGCUCUACGUGUGGUGGGUUCAUCUCUAUGUAGGAAGGAGGAGGACGAAUGGAAAGAUGUAAUGUGCAGGCUAGAAACUAUUCUUGAUCGAGAUAUUGAAGAAGUACUAAGAGUUAGUUAUGAGAGUUUACAAGAGAAUGAGCAAUCUCUCUUUCUCCAUAUUGCAGCCUUCUUUAACUACGAAUUUGGUGAUCUUGUAAAAGCCAUGUUUUCUGAGAUCUUGGAAGUCAAUGGAGGAUUGAAGAUCCUAGUCAAUAGAUCUCUCAUCGAGAUAUCUACAUAUGGCGAAAAAAUAAAGAUGCACAGAUUACUACAACAAAUGGCUAUCCAAACCAUUAAGAAACAAAAGCCUUGGAAACGCCAAAUCUUAAUGGAUGCUCAUGGGAUUUGUGAUGUUCUCCAAAAUGAAAGAGUUACUACAGAUGUGUCCGGGAUAUCAUUUGAUAUAUCAAAAAUCGAUGAAGUAUUUAUUAAUGAGAGAGCUUUCAAAAGAAUGCCAAAUCUUCGAUUCCUUAGAGUUUACCAAGAAAAAUAUGAUGAGAACAAAAUAAUCUCUAUACCAAAUGAGAUGGAGUUUCCGAGUAGUUUAAGGUUACUACAUUGGGAGGCAUAUCCAAGCAAUAGUCUUCCUCAUAGAUUUCAUCCUGAAUAUCUUGUUAAAAUUGAUAUGAAGGACAGUAAGCUCGAGAAGCUCUGGGAAGAGAUCCAGCCACUCCCAAACCUCAAAAGGGUUGAUUUGAGAGGUUCCUAUUAUUUGAAGGAACUCCCGGAUCUUUCAAAGGCUACAAACCUCGAGACAUUGGAACUGGAUUAUUGUGAGGAUUUGGUAGAGCUUCCAUCCUCAGUUUCGAAUCUUCAUAAACUAAAGAAGUUAGGGAUGGAGUCCUGCACAAAACUAGAGCUCAUUUCAACUAACUGGAACUUAGCGUCUCUUCCACAUUUAAACAUAUCGAAUACGAAUAUCACAACAUUCGGUAUAUCAGUUACAGACGUGGCAUCAUCAACCAGCCCUCAGUUUCAUCUUGAUAGACUCAUUAGUCUCAGAUUACGCAGCAACGCAAAGCUCAAGACACUAACACAACUGCCCGCGAAUAUAUUUUCUCUAGACCUAAGCUAUGCUGGUAUUGAAAGUAUGUCAGAUUGCUGCAUCGAAAGUCUUCAUGGGUUACAAACACUUGAGCUUUGUGGCUGCAGAGAACUCACAUCACUGCCAGAACUCCCUCCUUCUCUCGAAUUCCUAGAUGCAACCAACUGUGAGUCACUUGAAAACGUAUUUAGCCUUUUUGGUAUUCCAGAUGGGCGCCUCAACUUCGCCAACUGCUUCAAAUUGGGCCGACAAGCGCGAAGGUCAAUCAUCCAACAACGAUUUAUUCAAUAUGGGUCAUCGUUCUUACCCGGGAGAAAAAUACCUACGAAGUUCAAACACCGAGCCAAUGGAAAUACAUUGAGCUUUUACGUUUCCGCUUUCUCCAGUUAUAAGGUUUGCCUCCUUAUUUCCCCUAAGAGAUCCAAACAAACUUUUGAUAUUCCCCAGGUGAACUGUCGUCGGAUUAGCAACGACCACUUGUUCCGCAUCCGAGAGGUUAGGUUUUAUAAUAUCUCCAAGUGCAAAAAGACACAUUUGUUUGUAUUUCACUCAGACUCGCUUCACAGAGAUGAUUUUGAAGUGGACAGAGAGAUAGUGUACGAAUUCACCAGCAACAUGGGAAACUUCGACGUUAUUGCAUGUGGUGCACAGAUCUUGUCGGAGGAAAUCAGUGGGGGGUCUGGCGAUGAAGCGUCAGACGACGAUGAAUCUGAAUCUGUAUCUUCUAGCGAAACUUGCCAAAAUAAUGAUGAUAACAAUAGAAACGUCGUCGAAAACGGGUUCUCUCGAGCAAUAAGGGCAGCAAUAGGUGAUGUUUGGAGACCAAAACCAAGAGGAUGAUGAUGAUGAUGAUGAUGAUGACAAAGGUUUGUAACAUAAACGAAUUGUAUACAUUUGUUGUUUUUUGGAAUUAAUAAUAAUCGAUGUAAUUAUUUCGUGUUUG